GCGUCGCCUGUGCCCCAACCAACAACACAAACCGACACUCUUUCUUUCCCCGACCUUCACCCUCGUAAGCAAUGUAGGGCUAUCUUUUUACCUGCAUGGGACCAGACCUGUGAUUCAAUUGCUACAAAAUACGAUAUAACUGUGCCGGAGCUCAUAGAAUAUAACUCAGGCCUCGACUGUGACGACGUGU
Acaulospora colombiana is the source of this 190-nucleotide messenger RNA. Lineage: Eukaryota; Fungi; Glomeromycota; Glomeromycetes; Diversisporales; Acaulosporaceae. The record is from the annotation of a GenBank genome assembly.